CCCCCCCCCCCCAAACAACAAAUUAUUUAUUCUCCAUUUAUUAUUCUUCAUUCAUCCAUCAUCAAUUUAUCCAUUCUUCACAAUCUCACCAUCCACCCUCCAUCAUCCACCUUUUAUACCAUCCACCAUUUAACCACUCAACUCCCCAACAUUCAAUCUCACUUUCUUCCCCCGCUGACUGGCCAUCAUCCACUCAACUCUUGUGCGACUUUCUUUCCACCCCCACCGACCGCGCCUCAUCCCAUCCCAAUUGCAUGUGAUGCCCGACUCCGCCUCCUUCUAGUGCUGAGCUUUCGCAUCGCAACCAGUUCACAGUCCUUUCUUCAUUUGCUAUAUCCCCAUUUCCCGCUGUUGCGAUCGACUUGAUCCGUCAUGUUUGGCUGGUGUAGCACCCUGGGCCUACCCUCCGCGAGCUCAGAGCCUGAGAAAGAGCGCCGCCCCCCUCCCGCCCCCACACCACUCGAUUUCCCCGUCUAUCAGCUACCGGAACUCUCGGAUAAGGACCAAGAUGCAUCCCUGUCAAGGCUGAAUGAAGUGUUGGCCUCAAUUCGACGGCCACAGGACAUCAACCCCCAGAAGUUUGAGGCGCUUAACCUAAGACUGCAAGAAAACGUGUCGGCUGCAGAUAUUGUUCGUCACAAUGGGCCAAAGACAGACCCUCCGCUCCCCUGGGAGAACAUGUCAGCGCGCUCAUCCCCGGUCGAUGAAGAUGGCUGCCCGAUUCUGAUGGACAAUGGAAAUUCAUUUCCCUCUCGGGACCGAUUCGAAUUGCUCCAGAGCGAACUGCUUCUAGACAAUGAUGAUGCUUUCCGAGAGGUAGGCAGACUGCCUCCCCGCGAAGGCCGGGAAAGGGUUCGCGUGGCUCAAACGAGGAAGUUCUGGACGGGCCUGGAGCGGAUGGCCCAGUACUGGGAUAGCAGCUUAGACGACUACUAUGAACGCCCGAAAACCCCAGAGCAAGCAGGAGCAGAGAAGAUGCAAAUUGAUGGGGAGACACAACGAUCAGAGGGCCAAGACCAACCGGAGACAACCAUGGAUAUUGACCCAGCGCCGCCAGCACAAGCAUCGGAUGCCGGUCCAAAAGCGCAGCCAGAGGCCACCCCGGAAAUGGUACCAAUGUACAAGGGUCGGCGUAUAGGAUCGGGGAACGAGAUGCCAGAAGAUGUGCGCGAGGAAACCAUUCGAGCAUUGACCGAAAUGGCCGCAUGGCCGUUUGGCUGUCAGGCUGCCCCGCCUAUUUCCCCCCCUAGGUUGGCCGUCAAGAACUUGCUCUUCCCUGUUCGACACACGUUCCAAACUGCCCGAUCUCCCAAGGACCGUCAGCUGGCGCGAAGCGGGGUCAUAGAAGGGCCUAUCUUUGCAGCCCAGUGCCGCCCCGAGACCUCAUUCCGUGGGCCCCAGGAGGCCCCAGGCUCUGGCAUGGGCGAGGUGUGUGAUCUGCUCCGUGAGGUGGGUGCCAUGCUCUUGACAGCUCAGGAACGGGCGAGGCAGGGGGAAGCCGAGGUGAGGCCAGGCGAAGGCAAAUGGUGGACGACCGUGCCCCGAUGGGGUGGUGCUUUGAACGAUUCCGUGAGCGACUACGAGAAGGAGACCCAUGGGGAGGACAAGCUGUCGUCCAUGAGUGGAUAUGCGCGCAAGCGCUCCAAGUACGAGCACCCAUUCCUCGCAUCACGGCGACCGAGUGCUACGCGGAAAUUGAGCAACAGCGAACGGUGGAAGAUCAUCCAGCCAGGGCCCGGUCUUUGGGAUAGACGGAUGCGGUACAUACAGAUUGGGAAGCCGCUGGACAGCGCGUAUGACGACAUCUACCUCUUGUCCUCCAUCAACCAUCACGUGUCUAUUCUCCAUCUGCGCGUGCACCGACGAUAUCUCGAGGUCAUUACAAACGGGUCGAGCAACUUCCCGCCGGUAACAGACACCCCGGAUCAGCCAUGGUAUGUGUUACAGCUGCGGCGCACCCGGUGGUACGACCUCUUCGACGGGGGAGACCGGGUCGAGGUGCUGAAGGGGAUUUGGCGGAUCUUCCACUAUCUCCUGCGGCAGCAGCCCGAGACUCAGUUUCUGAACUAGCUGAUUUACCGUGCUUUGACAUUGCAUUUGACUUUGAUAUACCAAUUUGUUUAUACCAAUUAGUUGGUCUUUGGACAGAGCGUCUAUUUUCAUGGCAUGAUCAAUGUAUUAUGAGAUAAAGGGUGUGUGGCAUUUACUUGACAUCUAGAUGGAUCAUACGGAAGAUAUCCAGUGCAUAGUAUGCAUAGUAUAGAAUGGCAU
Messenger RNA from Aspergillus sclerotioniger CBS 115572, 2271 nucleotides. RefSeq lists its product as uncharacterized. The transcript is spliced from 3 exons. The record is from RefSeq and is a predicted model, not a curated record. NCBI's taxonomy places the organism in Eukaryota, Fungi, Ascomycota, Eurotiomycetes, Eurotiales, Aspergillaceae. Bases 373 to 2070 code for a protein of 565 amino acids.